CUCAUUUUAUUGUUUGACAGAAAGAGUCAGAAAACGGAUGUGCGCUCAUUCUCUUGCUAGUCCUAACGUGGAGUAAAAGUGCCGUGUUUCUGCUCGAAUUGCUGUGAAAAAUCCUCGCUGUCCCGGAAAAACACGCUGAAAUGGCUGACGAAUACUUCUACGGAGCUACCUUGAAGGAAGGCAGCAAGACCGUUACCUGGGAUCCGGACAACAAGGCCGACGGCUACCCGCGCACACACAAGCUGAUCAUCAAGCAGUGCAUUCUGGGACACGAAGCCGCUUCCGACGAGUUCAACGUGGUUCAGGUGGAGACGAUGACGAUCCGCGAUACGCUGCGCAUCCCGAUCGCGGUCCUGAAGGUCGGCGAAGCCCGGCAGUGCCGGCUCGAUCUGGAGUUCUCCGAUUCGCCGGUGACGUUCACGCUGGUCGAAGGCAAGGGACCGGUGCACAUCCACGGACAGCAUCUGCUCGGAUCGCUGGUUGAAGAGUUCGAGGACAUGGAGGAGAUGGAGGAAGAAGUGCCAGAGGAGGAUGAGGAUGACGAAGACGACGAUGAGGAGGGCGGACCUCAGAAGAAGAAGCAAAAGCUCACAAACAACUCCAAGGGAAAACCUAGCGCAGGACCCGCUGGCAGCAAUAACGCCAAGAACAGCAAAAAGAAAUAGACUGCCAACCGCCAAUUCCAUCUCACCAGGACCCAGCGAACCUACAGCGAUCGCGCACUGUAAGUGAAGAUCCGGUUUGCAUUUUCCAUCCCUUUUUCCUACUUUGAACAACCCUGCUCCUUUUUAAGCAACACUAUAAACAGUAAACACACACACAUCUUAAACAACCCAUACAACCAACAAUGAUUGUAAUUGAUUAGAGUGGUGAAUAACACGGACACCGAUUGAAGAAAUGAUUGUACCGCUACUUCUUCAUACAUACAAUUCGAAACGAAGACGCAAAUUGUGUCCCGACAGACAAAACAAACUAAAACAUAAACAUAUUAAAGGAUAAACGUAGAUUGUAAGUUCUUUCCUAUCGCCCGAAACUUGCUCCGAUUUCUAUAUGUGUUGGCUUAUUUUG
Molecule: messenger RNA, 1068 nt
Organism: Culex pipiens pallens (northern house mosquito)
Lineage: Eukaryota; Metazoa; Arthropoda; Insecta; Diptera; Culicidae
Product: nucleoplasmin-like protein
Exons: 3
Coding region: 141-665 (174 amino acids)
Biological process (GO): chromatin remodeling
Cellular component (GO): cytoplasm; nucleoplasm; nucleolus
Molecular function (GO): RNA binding; chromatin binding; histone binding
Source: RefSeq, a predicted model, not a curated record